This is a messenger RNA of Diospyros lotus (date-plum), 1581 nucleotides long. Its product is annotated as glycosyltransferase BC10-like. Gene Ontology annotation, molecular function: glycosyltransferase activity. Lineage: Eukaryota; Viridiplantae; Streptophyta; Magnoliopsida; Ericales; Ebenaceae. The transcript has a single exon. Gene Ontology annotation, cellular component: membrane. The record is from RefSeq and is a predicted model, not a curated record. Bases 138 to 1313 code for a protein of 391 amino acids.
GCACAUCCCUCUCACUCGAUCUCCGCCGUCAAUUUUGCCACCACCAUCCACAACCAGACCUCCCGAAAUCCCUCUCUCUAUCUCCAAACCCCGGCCCUUUUUCUCUCUCUACAUUCCAACAGAUGAAGUGAUGAACCAUGUUGUCUCCAUCUCCAGUCUCACUCCUUUGCGCCCUCCUCCUUUGCGUCCCCCUCGCAGUCCUCUUCGUAGCCAUCUCGCCGGCCACCACCCCCACAUCCGCUGCAGACGGCGGCGACCUCGUCCGAACCCCUGUAGCCAUUUCCCCGAACAGGAGCAGACCCAACCCACUAACCACAUUCAAACACACAACCAAAAACCAACAAGAGAUGGCUAACAACAUAACCACCAAUCAGCGGGCAGAAGACAGUAGUGACGAAUCACUGUUCCGCCGCGCAGCCCGAGUCAAUUUGAUGCCCUCGCCGCCGAGGAAACUCGCCUUCAUGUUCCUUACCACCGCGCCGCUCCCCUUCGCGCCGCUCUGGGAACUCUACUUCCACCAAGCCCCCAGAAACCUGUACAACAUAUACAUCCACGCCGACCCGAGAUUCCGGUACCACCCGCCGUUUUCUGGCGUGUUCGAAGGCCGAGUCAUACCCUCCAAGCCCACGAGCCGCCACUCCCCAACAUUAACCUCGGCGGCGCGUAGGCUGAUAUCCCACGCGCUCCUCCACGACAGGUCGAAUUCCAGGUUUGCGCUUCUUUCGCCGUCCUGCAUACCGCUCCAUUCGUUCGAGUUCACGUACGCAACUUUGGUCGGAUCGGGGAAGAGUUUCAUCGAGAUUCUGAGCAACGAGGUCGGAGCGUACGAGCGGUGGGCUGCGCGUGGUGAGGACGCGAUGCUGCCGGAGGUGCCGUUCGAGGAUUUCAGGAUUGGGUCCCAGUUCUUCGUGGUGACACGUAGGCACGCGAGGAUGAUUGUGAGGGACCGGCGGUUGUGGGCGAAGUUCAUGCUGCCGUGUCUGGUUAACGACGCGUGUUAUCCCGAGGAGCAUUACUUCGCAACGCUCCUGAGCAUGAAGGAUCCACGUGGAUGCGUGCCCGCUACGCUCACGCACGUGGACUGGGCUGGCCGAUAUGACGGACAUCCCAGAAUGUACAAUGCAUCGGAGGUGGGGCCAGACUUAAUCCUGGUCCUCCGAAGUCACAGGCCCAGGUACGGUGAUGAAGAGAUGAACGGGAAUGAUUCAUCUGUGACGGAACGGCGCGACCCCUUCUUGUUCGCUAGGAAGUUCUCGCCAGGCUCGGUGCCGCGGUUGCUGAGGAUGGCAAAUGACGUCAUAUUUCGAGAUUAGGAUUUGCGAUGUUGUAAAUAGUGGCGAAUUUUCUGGCUCAUUAUUUUACAGGUAAAAUUUGUCAAGAAAAGCGGGAUGGAAAGGAGCUAGCUAGGCCGUGCCGUGUUCAUCGGCUUUAGCCUUUAGGCAUUUUGCCUUCUGUCUUUUUCGUGAAAUUCAUUGUAUACGUUCUCAGUCGCGAGACUCUUUUGAGUUAACUGCCUCUGUAAUUGUAAUUCAAUUUUGAACAUGAAUUGAAGGAAGAGGGGGCUAACGCUUGUAGUUUGUA